AUGUCUCGAGCACGAAGCAGAAGUCGCGCGCCCAGUAUCCGGGCGCCUUUGAGUCCGGCACCCAUCGUUGUCGAUGUUCCGCGAGGCGGCGCUAAGUCCCCGCUUAUCGUCGAUGUCGACGUACCACGGCCAAGAUCGAGAAGCAGGAGCGUUGGCAGAAAUGGACCCUUGGUCGAUGCGCCUGGGCUCAGUGGAGGAAGAGGGAUGUUUAAGAGGCUGAUUGUCGCGUGUGACGGGACCUGGCUAAACUCGGACGACGGAACAAAGAACGGCACUCUGUCCAUCCCAAGCAACAUCACGCGCAUUUCAAGAGCUAUUAAAGCAGUUAGUCAAGAUGGCAUCCAGCAGAUUGUGAACUACCACCAAGGCCUCGGAACCGAAGGAGGCAAGAUUUCUCGCUUGGUUGGUGGUGCUACGGGCAAGGGCCUUGCCGAAGAUGUUCGCGAAGCUUACUCGUUCCUUGCAAACAACUACCACCCAGGAGAUGAAAUCUUCCUGCUUGGAUUUUCGAGAGGCGCAUUCACAGCCCGCAGUAUCGGUGGUUUGAUUGGCGAGAUUGGACUUCUUACAAAGAAAGGCUUGAACACCUUGCCAGAAGUUUACGAAGACGUCCAGAACCGACGAAACCCAGACUACCGGCCGAAGCACGAAGAUAUACCGUUCCCACGGAAGCCAAGCGCAGAUGACCCAAGAUACGCCGAAGAAUUAGAACGUAGAGGAUUGACUAGACUGGAUAUUCCGAUCAAAUGCAUAGCUGUGUGGGAUACAGUCGGUAGUCUCGGAAUACCGCGAAUCGGCAUACUUCAGCGUGCAGGUCUACAGAUGAAGCAAUCAAGAGCGACAUCUUUUUACGACACCAAGCUCUCCAACUGCAUCGAAAACGCGUUCCAGGCGCUUGCCCUGGAUGAGAACCGAUCUUCGUUUUCGCCUGCCGUAUGGGAAAAGCCCGAGGGUAACCGUACCACGCUUCGCCAGGUCUGGUUCCCAGGUGCGCAUGCGAACGUCGGUGGUGGAUAUGACGAUAUGCAAAUUGCGAAUAUCAGUCUCGCGUGGAUGAUGAGCCAACUGGAGCCGUUUCUGGAUAUGCGUGGCGAGUAUCUUUUCGAGCAGGACGAUCUGAAUGAGAAAUACUACAAAAAGGAGGAGGGUGCAAUCCGACCGUGGAGUUUUGGCAAGAUCUACAGCGAGCUGAAGGGCGCGUUUGCUUUGGGCGGAAGUACUCAACGCAAACCUGGUCAAUACACGUCAGUCGACCCCUUCACAGGCCGCGCAACAGAUCGGCCUCUGCGCCAGACAAAUGAGUACAUUCAUCCCUCAGUACGCACGCGUUUCCGUCUCGAAGGCCCCGGUAUUCAAGACCGUGGUCUAUACGAGGCGCGCGCUUUGACAGACAGUUACAAACUCGUCGUCGAUUAUGGAACCAACAAUCAACGUGCCGGUCACCAGCCCCACAGCAAGAAAGACGCGCAGGGACACGUUUUCGCCUCGAUCAACGUUUCCCAUUGA
Pyrenophora tritici-repentis Pt-1C-BFP is the source of this 1506-nucleotide messenger RNA. Lineage: Eukaryota; Fungi; Ascomycota; Dothideomycetes; Pleosporales; Pleosporaceae. The record is from RefSeq and is a predicted model, not a curated record.